AUGGACGGUCCCCUCAAAGUAUGGCUAGAAGAAUGUAGUCGCAAUGUCAACGAGUUCUUUUCAAAGACGUACAUGCAUGAAGGAAGGAAGUAUCGCAACUGCAGAGAAUGCCGCAAGGCCAGCAAAAUACCGGCAGACAAGGAGAGCGAUGUAGGCCAACUUGUCGCUGAGGUGUCGACACUUCAUCAUCAUCUUGAGUCCAGGCACAAGGCCAAGUAUACAACAUGGGUAGAACAUGCCAAAUUUGAUUCGAUGCUGCCGAAAGAAGUGAAGCACUGA
Messenger RNA from Sparassis crispa, 279 nucleotides. RefSeq lists its product as hypothetical. NCBI's taxonomy places the organism in Eukaryota, Fungi, Basidiomycota, Agaricomycetes, Polyporales, Sparassidaceae. Bases 1 to 279 code for a protein of 92 amino acids. The transcript is spliced from 3 exons. The record is from RefSeq and is a predicted model, not a curated record.